UGUUAGCUUUCUUGUUUUCUUACCUUCAAAGUUUUCAACUUUAUGCUUUGAUCUUUGAGCUUUGUUAUUUUUGACUUGAGUUUGUGCAUUUUAAGUGGAUAUACAUUGGUAGGUGAGAAAGUAUACGCUUUAUUUGGAUUGGUGGGUGGGGUAGUUUGUAUUUUGGGGUUCAUGGUGUGAGCUGAAAAUGCAGUCAACUAAGUUGAAUGAAGUGAAUUUCAAAUAGUAUUUGUUUUUGAUGAUUUUUCUGUAAAAGGAUUGGUGAAACUUAGCUUCAAUUUGAUUUUCCAUCUGUUUCCAGAGGGAGCUUUGAAGUAGGGUUGGGGAAUAUUGUUGUGGAGAUUUUUAGUAAAAUGGGGGGUAACUUUAAUUUCAAGAACUUUGGAAAUGAGCCACCAGGGGAUGGUGGAAGUGGUGGGAAGCAGCCCGGAAACUUUCAGUUGCCACGUCAGCCAUCUAUCUAUUCGUUGACGUUCGACGAGUUUUUAACCACAACUGGGGGGAGUGGUAAGGAUUUUGGUUCAAUGAACAUGGAUGAGUUGUUGAAGAACAUAUGGAAUGCUGAGGAGAGUCAUACUAUGGGAGGGCCUGGGAUUAAUGGGCAAGAAAUUGGUGUUCAAAGUGGAAAUUUGCAGAGGCAAGGCUCUUUAACUUUACCUAGAACGCUUAGUCACAAAACUGUUGAUGAAGUUUGGAAGGAUAUGUCAAAGGAACAUGGAAAUAGUGUUGUUGGGGUGCCACAAAAUAUGCCUCAAAGGCAACAAACUUUAGGGGAGAUAACACUUGAAGAGUUCUUAGUUAGAGCUGGAGUUGUUAGAGAAGAUGCACAGUUAGCUGCGAAAUCGAAUAAUGCUGGAGCAAUCUUUGCUGAUUUGUCCUGUGCUGGGAAUAAUAAUACAGGGCUUGCAUGUGGAUAUCAACAACCUAGUAGGAACAACACAGGUUUAAUGGCUGGUAACAAGAAUGGUGAAACUGUUAUUCAGUCUCCUAAUUUGCCACUGAAUGUGAAUGGCGUCCGAUCCACACAACAACAACAACAGCCACAUCAGCAACUGAUUUUUCCUAAGCAGCCUGCUUUGCCCUAUGGUGCUCCGAUGGCUAUACCAAAUAACGGUCAGUUGGGCAAUCCAGCACUCAACUCUAAUUUCAUUCAAGGCACUGCUGGCUUAACGGGUGGAGGAAUGAGUAUGGUAGGUGGUUUAGGAGGCGGUGGGGUUACUCUAGCUGCAACGGCAUCUCCAGGUGUUUCUUUAUCUGAUGGACUUGGGAAGAGCAACGGAGAUAAUACACCAUCUACUGUAUCUCCAGUUCCUUAUGUGUUUAAUGGUGGUUUAAGAGGCAGGAAAUAUAGUACUGUGGAGAAGGUUGUUGAAAGGAGGCAAAGGAGAAUGAUAAAAAAUAGAGAGUCAGCUGCCAGAUCAAGAGCUCGAAAGCAGGCCUAUACUAUGGAGCUAGAAGCAGAAGUUGCAAAACUAAAAGAAGAAAACGAAGAACUUCAAAAGAAACAGGAAGAAAUGUUGGAAAUGCAGAAAAAUCAGGUUAUGGAAAUGAUGAACCUUCAAAGAGGAGCUAAAAGGCGAUGCUUAAGACGGACACAGACUGGUCCAUGGUAAAAAAUAAAAGGGGGUUCAGAAGUUAGUGGUAUUAGCCAUAUUUACAAACUUAUAGUAGGUGGCUGUACAUAAAGGGAAGAUGUAUUCACUGUAGAUCAAAAGAGGAGAGUUGUAUUUUUGCUGUAGGUUUUUAUUUCUGUUAAUUUCUUGUUCUCCCUUGUUGGCAUCAUGCAUAGAGCCAGAAUGUAGAAAUACCCAGUCGAUAGCUGAUACACAUAUAAAAAUACAUAUAUUAAUGUAGCCUCUUUGUAAUGUGUUCUGUAAAAGUGAUUUGAAAACCAAUGUACUGUUUUAACAGGCUGAAUGUUGAUUAGAAGGUUAUGUUGUUUGGAUUCUUCAAAAAUAAAAUUUUUUAGCAGGAUUGAGACA
This is a messenger RNA of Lycium barbarum (goji berry), 1982 nucleotides long. Its product is annotated as bZIP transcription factor 46-like. Bases 354 to 1613 code for a protein of 419 amino acids. The transcript has 5 exons. NCBI's taxonomy places the organism in Eukaryota, Viridiplantae, Streptophyta, Magnoliopsida, Solanales, Solanaceae. Gene Ontology annotation, biological process: positive regulation of DNA-templated transcription. Gene Ontology annotation, cellular component: nucleus. Gene Ontology annotation, molecular function: DNA-binding transcription factor activity. The record is from RefSeq and is a predicted model, not a curated record.